AUGCCUAAACACUUACGUUGUGAUGCUUGUGGCAAACAAGAGAAAAGUAAGUACGAUGUUCGAUGUAUCACUGAUAGUACAACCGCAGAUUAUUUAAAGAGAAUGUACUCAGUUAAUACAGAUGUACAAAAUAUAUGCGGAGCUUGUAGAAUGCAAGUAAGAAGAAAUUCUAAUAAAUUGAAAUCAAAUCCUUCAGAGAAUGCGACAUCAGUUGGCCAUCCUAAAGACUCUUCUAUUAAUCCGUUAGGUGAGGUUAAUUUUAAAAAUGAUGAGGAAACGAGUGUUAAAAAAAUCGAACUAAAAGUUGAAAGAUGUCACAAUUCACACACCAAUUGCAUUGUUUGCAAAAAUUCCAACAACAUGGUUAGAAUUUCUGCUGCAGUUCAAUGCCAAGUAUUUAUAGAAAGAGCACUUUUUAUACCUACAGGUUCAAGAUGUUGUUUCAUUCACAUAGAGAACGGUUGGUUAACGCGGGAAGCUAUAGCAGCUAUUAUAAGUAUUUCUGAUCCUUCUAUUGUAGACGACAAAGCAUUACUUAAUUUGUUAAAUAAUUUGCGUCAGAAAAUAACACGAAAAGGAAUUAAUUUUGACGACCCAAAUGCUUUACAAGACAAAGAUUAUUACCGACUGACAGGAGUGUACAAAAAGGACUUUGACAUUUUGGCCGAAUGUGUAAAAGACUCUGUAAGAACAACUAGUGGAAGAUCAUACCGCACUUGCUUAGCACUACUUUUGACAAAAUUAAGAACGGGACUUUCCAUUUCAGUAUUGUCGACUUUGUUUUGUUUAGAAAAAAGUCGUGUUUCUCGAGCUAUUACGAAAGCUCGAGAUGCACUCAUGGAAUCCUUUGUACCGAAACACUUGGGUCUUAAUCACAUCAAUCGCGAGUCUGUAAUUGAAAAUCACACAACUUCUAUGGCAGAUACUUUAUUUGGAUGUGAAGGAAAACCGUGUAUUUUAGUUGCAGAUGGAACAUAUAUAUUCAUUCAAAAAAGUGCUAACUACAAUUUCCAGAAACGUUCGUACUCUGUUCACAAGGGAAGGCCCUUAUUAAAACCUAUGAUGAUUGUUUCUACGACAGGUUACAUCGUUGAUGUAUUUGGCCCUUACUUUGCCGAUGGCAAAAAUAAUGAUGCAAACAUUUUGUCAGCUUUAAUGAAAAAAGAUUCUAGUGCACUCCGCAACUGGCUUAGCUCUGAAGAUGUCUUUGUACUUGAUAGAGGAUUUCGAGAUUGUCUGCAAUUAUUAGAGACUUUUGACUUAAUAUCGAAAAUGCCGAAUUUUCUAAAAGAAGGCUCUCAACAUACAUGGGAUCAAGCAAAUGAAUCUCGACUGGUUACUAAGAUUCGUUGGGUAGUAGAAGCAGUAAAUGGUUUGAUAAAAAAAUGGAAAGCAUUCGAUCAAACUUUUCCAAACAGUCAAGUGCCGUACAUUGGUCAGUACGUAAGAAUUAUAUGUGCAAUUUGCAAUGCUUUUAGACCGCCAAGAAUCACUAGUAAUCCGGAUGAUAUUCUAACCGCUCAAAAAAUGUUGCGUCUUGUCUCAAAGCCUAAUAUGCUUCAGCAGAGAGUUAAAGCUGAGGGUUGGGCAAGGAAGAGAGUUUGCUGGCUACCAUUAGAAAUCAACAGUGCUGUUGAUUUUCCUGUACUUACUCUGAAUGAUUUGCGAGAAAUUACACUUGGAUGCUAUCAGUUGAAACAAGCUAAAUCAUAUACAGAAGAGCAUUUAGCGGAUGACGGUUUAUAUGAACUUCAUGUACACCGCGAAGUAUCAAACAUCCUUCGUAUAAAAAUUCAAUCAAGGCACACAUCCAGUAAGCAGUAUUGCUUGUGGAUACAAAUCCACGAAACACGAAAUUUUGUCGAAGAGUGGUAUUGCCAGUGCAAAACUGGAGCUAGGACUGUUGGCUGCUGUGCCCACAUUGCAUCUGUCCUUUGGUAUUUGGGUUACUACCGACACCUCGAUCUUUCAGACUUGAAUAAACAUUCUGCUUCUAUGUACGGCCGCCACGUAAAAGAUGCAGCAGUAACUUCAGAUUCUGAAGAUCAAGAAGACGAUUACGAUUGGACAAACGCAAUUGAUUCGGAAUAA
This is a messenger RNA of Leptopilina heterotoma, 2091 nucleotides long. RefSeq lists its product as uncharacterized. The record is from RefSeq and is a predicted model, not a curated record. Lineage: Eukaryota; Metazoa; Arthropoda; Insecta; Hymenoptera; Figitidae. The transcript has a single exon. The coding region runs from base 1 to 2091 and encodes 696 amino acids.